AUGCCGUCCUCUCACCAAGGCUGGUCUUUCAAUCUUCGCGCUUAUGAUUUCUCUUCUGGUUCUGACUCGGACAAUGAUGGCGAUGGCACCGUUGCGUCUACUAAUCUAUCUGCUGUCGCUCACCGCUCACCUCAUGAUCAAUCCUCAACUGUCUCUGAUGAUGCUCAGCUGCUUCGAGAUAUCGACCUUUCCUCUCGUACAGACUCUGCUGCUUACAAGCCGAAUCCCUGGACUAUUGCCAAAGUCAAUGCCACGUCUCGCAAGCACCAUCCUGUCGACUUCUCCGCUGCUACCUGUUCUCGAGCCCCGCUCGCAAAGAAGAAACCACGCGGGAAGAUAGUCGAAGCUUUCGAGAAGCAAUGCGCCAGGCGUACGAAUGUACCAUCGCAGCACGCUCAGCAACUCGCUAUUCCGAGAACUCUACCACCUGGCGAGGUCUUUCAACCUGCAGUCGCUUCUCCGCCAUCAACUUCCUUGUCGGAUCGUCUCCCUCCCUCGUCUGCUCGUCAUCGAAAUGUCGCAUCCCAGCUAUCUGCUUGCAGUGCAGUGCCUACCCUUCGAUCCUCGACUUUCACCGAUACUCGUUUCAACCAGUCUGAUCAGCCCAUCGUUUUGCGCUCUUCUGUUCUGUACACGCAAGAUGCUUCUUCUAUGGUUCCCCAAACACCGCAUACAAUGACCCGUUCUUUGGCUCCUGUAACUCCUGUGUCUAUGUUCCGUUCGUCUGCUCCAUCCGUUUCCGCACGCAAGAAUAUUCCGAUAUCUGGGGCUCACACUCCUUCAAGUAAUGUUCCGUCGAACAGCCACCGGUUCCCUGAUUGCCUUGAUGCGUCUGUGGGCACUCAAUCCUUCGUCCGCACUGUGACGGAAGAGGAGGUUUUCUCUCAUCUGACGAGUAUCCCGCAAACACCGUCACAUCCUAUCUUGUCCGACUCUGUAUCUGUUACGAAAAAUCCUACAUGCAAGAUUGAAGAGAUAGCUUCUACUUCACGACUUGGCCUUACGCCUGAAGAGAUAAAAACUUCAGUUUCAUCGCAGACUUCGUGCUACGCUCGUUUUCUUCGUCCUGGUGUUUCACCACAACUCCUGUAUUCCCCUCAUCAGACAGUUACUCGCCCCUCAUCGUUUGUGCUAAAGGCCGAAGAUACCGAAUCUACUGCUCUACCUCGCAGUGUUGUCCCUGCGACUUUUCCGGACACCAAGUCUAGUAUACUCGGUCAACAGAGCUCGGUUGGGCGCAACGGUACUCGAUCGCCCUUGCGUAACCGACCUACAUCUCGAAUAUCACCCACAAACACUCGUCUACUCCACUACUCCGACCAGCCAUCUCCACUCCACGUAGAUUCACCGGCCCUCAUUGAACCUCGUAGUAUGCUUGCUAUCACAUCGACAGUCUCACUUGAUGCAAAUACGCGCACUGUUGAUCACCUAACUCCUGCUCGGCGUGCCCCGCCAUCGGCGAUUCCACUACCCGCUCAACGUCUCUACCCCACAGGUCCAUCUUCAGUUAUCUCAAGCAUGCACACAAGUAUCUCUGAUCAUUCCCCUCGUGCUACCAAACGUCUCCAUAAUGCCAAGCGUGAUGCUUACACUGCCUUUCCUACAACCCCCGACUCUGGCUGGAGUACAUUAUCUUCGACGAAGCGACCGCGCAAUGAACCCUCGAGGAUCGGUGAUGCUCGCAAAUCUGUGCGCAGCUCCGGCCGGUUCAGGUUGCCGCCUUCGCUUUUGCCCUCACGCGAUGCAAUUCCCACCAGACAGAAAUUACGGAUCGUUACCUACCGUCCUCCGCCACCUGAAGAGCGUCACGCCGCUUGCAAAAUCAUUGUAAGUGACGAUGAGAGUGACGAGGCGUGCACUCGAGGGAUAUCGGCAGCUUCUGGAUCUUGCGAAUUGAUGUUCAAGAGGUCUGGAAGGAAGCUUGACUGCAUGAGUUCCGACACCGACUGCGUUGCGGAUCACUUUCCCAAGCAUUCCCCUGCUCAGAAAUCCACUUCUGCCCGUCGUUCACCGCGUCAUAAAUCUUUCCCUCACAUGGUCUCUCGAGCGAUUCUACCAUCUCCGCCGACCUCCGAUCCGCCUCUGCCUCUGCUUGAUGUAAAUGAGCAGCAGAAGUCAAGCAGCGAUGAUCUGCGUAUGGAGUUUCGCACGCACAACUUAGGACAACGCUACAGUGCUACACGAAGAGCCAUUGCAAAGGUGUGUUUACUUUCAAUUUGGAAUACUUUCCGCUGA
This is a messenger RNA of Sparassis crispa, 2235 nucleotides long. RefSeq lists its product as hypothetical. The coding region runs from base 1 to 2235 and encodes 744 amino acids. NCBI's taxonomy places the organism in Eukaryota, Fungi, Basidiomycota, Agaricomycetes, Polyporales, Sparassidaceae. The transcript is spliced from 3 exons. The record is from RefSeq and is a predicted model, not a curated record.